AAAACAAAAAACUGCCCCCACCGUCGUUGUCUAAAAAUAUAUUAUAUUAAAAUAAUUGGCAAAGACGAAGACGAAGCACCCUCAUCUCCGUCGUUUGUCUUUAAAACCUUUUGCCAUUACCAUCUUCGCACGUUGAAUAUACGUCGACUUUAAACAUCUUCCAAUCUCUGAAAGCCCCUCUCUUUUCUCCAUUUCGUGCUUCAUCAUAUUCGUCGUCGCUUCGGGUCUUACCUCUCAUGGAAGGGAACUUCUUCAUCAGGUCUGAUGCUCAACGAGCACAUGACAAUGGCUUCAUAGCCAAACAAAAACCUAAUCUCACCACGGCUCCAACAGCAGGUCAAGCUAAUGAAAGUGGCUGUUUUGACUGCAACAUCUGUUUAGACACAGCCCAUGAUCCGGUGGUCACUCUCUGCGGGCACCUUUUCUGCUGGCCUUGCAUUUACAAGUGGUUACAUGUUCAGUUAUCUUCUGUCUCCGUUGAUCAGCACCAGAACAAUUGCCCUGUUUGUAAAUCCAACAUUACUAUCACCUCUUUGGUUCCUCUCUAUGGAAGAGGCAUGUCUUCGCCUUCUUCCACGUUUGGCUCCAAGAAACAAGACGCACUGUCCACUGACAUACCCCGCAGACCUGCUCCAUCAGCCUUACGCAAUCCGAUUACCUCAGCAUCAUCUCUGAACCCAAGCUUGCAACAUCAAACUCUGUCUCCUUCAUUUCAUAAUCAUCAGUAUUCCCCUCGUGGCUUCACCACAACCGAAUCAACCGACCUUGCCAAUGCUGUAAUGAUGAGUUUCCUCUACCCUGUGAUUGGAAUGUUUGGAGACCUGGUCUACACCAGGAUAUUCGGGACCUUCACAAACACAAUAGCUCAGCCUUACCAAAGCCAGAGGAUGAUGCAGCGUGAGAAGUCUCUUAAUCGGGUAUCGAUAUUCUUCCUUUGUUGCAUCAUCCUUUGCCUCCUUCUCUUCUAGCUCUCUCUCUCUCUCUCUCUCUCUCUCUCUCUCUCUCUCUCUCUCUCUCUCUCUCUCUCUCUCUCUCUCUCUCUUCGUGUAUAGUACGUGAUGUACAUAGGCUGUAAAACUCGAAUUUACUGUGGUAUAACCACUACUGCAGACACCGUUGUUCCGAGUUAGGUCUCAAAUUGCAGGCCAAUAUCUUGUUGUGUAUUACAAAGAUAUCGAU
Messenger RNA from Arabidopsis thaliana (thale cress), 1179 nucleotides. RefSeq names its product RING membrane-anchor 3 (gene RMA3). The record is from RefSeq and is marked reviewed. Gene Ontology annotation, biological process: protein ubiquitination; ubiquitin-dependent protein catabolic process. The coding region runs from base 237 to 968 and encodes 243 amino acids. Gene Ontology annotation, molecular function: metal ion binding; ubiquitin protein ligase activity. NCBI's taxonomy places the organism in Eukaryota, Viridiplantae, Streptophyta, Magnoliopsida, Brassicales, Brassicaceae. The transcript has 2 exons. Gene Ontology annotation, cellular component: endoplasmic reticulum membrane; endoplasmic reticulum.